Porites evermanni is the source of this 486-nucleotide messenger RNA. NCBI's taxonomy places the organism in Eukaryota, Metazoa, Cnidaria, Anthozoa, Scleractinia, Poritidae. The record is from the annotation of a GenBank genome assembly.
AUGUAUAUAACUGUGAUUGGUUUUUAGAUUUUGUCCAAUGUUGCUGCCUCUCGUUUUUUUUUUUUUGGAAUCCUUUUAUAAGUUCAUUUUCUCAGUAUAUAGGUACAGCUCUGUGCCUAUUCAUCACAAUCUUCGCUUACACAAAAAUUUUCUUUACUCUGCGUCAUAAUCAAGUUCGUGUUGACCAUUUUUAGAAGACAACCAAGCCAAGCAACUCCACUGAACAUAGCUCGAUACAGAAAGGCAGUGAACAUUGCACUGUGGGUGCAGGGAACAUUGGUUGUUUGUUAUCUGCCGUUUGUUGUGGUGGUGGCGAUAACACCUCAAAGAGGGAUAACCUUGCCAAUUCACCUUGCCACGCAAUAUACAGGAAGUGUAGUUUACUUGAACUCAUCUUUAAACCCGUUGUUGUACUGUUGGAACAUGAGAGAAGUGAGGCAAGCUGUAAAAGUGACAUUAAGGCAACUAUUCUGUCAAUCGAGUUAG